Molecule: messenger RNA, 1636 nt
Organism: Dimorphilus gyrociliatus
Lineage: Eukaryota; Metazoa; Annelida; Polychaeta; Dinophilidae
Source: the annotation of a GenBank genome assembly
AAUGCAUGGUGUUCUAAAAGUUCGCACAACUGCUGAACAACAAGAAGCUAAAAGAAUAGAAAGAGAAAAGAAGCUGAAGAAAUUAGACUCUAUUAAAGCGAAAAUCUUUGAGAAAAAAAAAAACAACGAAUUUGAUGAAGAAAUUCUGGAAUUAACCGGUGGUAUAUUAUCUUCUAUUCCUGAUUUUCUAACUCUAUGGAACUAUAGAAGGAAAGCUAUUGAAAAAAUCGAGGAUAAGAUCGAAUUACAAAAGCUAUGCGAAAAUGAGCUGCGUUUUGCUAAAAGUUGCCUUCAAGUCAAUCCAAAAUCGUAUGGUUCAUGGCAUCAUUUAUGCUUUGUUAUGAAAUAUAUGCCUAAUCCAGAUUGGAAAAAGGAGCUUGAUCUUUGUAGUCUAUACUUAGAAUAUGAUGAAAGAAAUUUUCAUUGUUGGGAUUAUAGAAGGUUUGUUGUAAAAAAUGGUUGCGUAUCUGCUGAUGACGAAAUAGAAUUUACCAGUAACAAAAUUGCAUCGAAUUUUUCAAAUUAUUCAUCAUGGCAGUACCGAAGUCGUUUACUGCCUGAAAAAUAUCCUGAUCCCAGUCAAAGUAGAGGAAUUCAAUCUGAUAUCCUAAUGUCAGAAUUAGAUUUAGUUCAAAAUGCUUUUUUUACUGAUCCAAACGACCAAAGUGCAUGGUUUUAUUAUCGUUGGCUGUUAACACCAGAUUCACCAACUUUAAAAUUGAAUUUUCUUCAAUCAUACAAACAAGGCGAUAAUCUAGUAAUAAUUGUUAUAUUUUCGAAACCAGUUAAUAAAAAUAAAUUAUCACUUAAAAAUAAUGACGAACUAAUCAAUACGAACUGGAUAAAUAUUAGUCAAGAUGACAUUUUCAUUAUUCAUAAAUGCCAAGUAAAUGAUAUUUGUAUGGGGAAUUUAUCGCUAUACGUUGAUGAUCAAUUACAAUUUUCUACAAUUGAUGUUGAAAAAACAAGAAACGAUGGCUUUAUCUUUAGCGAGUUUACAACGGGAAGAAUUGAAUUAAGUGUUGAUAUCUUAAAAAGUCAACUUGAAAAUAUUCAACAACUACACGAUAUGGAAGAAGAUAAUAAAUGGGUGUUAAUAACGUUAAUAUUUUUACUUAUGAAAAUUGAUCAAUUUAAUAACUACUCGGAAUUGGUGAAUGAAUAUUUAGAAAAGUUGUUAAGAUUGGAUCCAUCAAGAAAACGUUACUAUCAGGAUUUACGUAGUAAAAUAAUAUUAGAAUUUUAUAUGAAGAAUUAUGACAUUACUGAUGUUAACUUAUCUAAUAAAGAGUUAACUAGUACAAAAUGUAAUCCUAUUUCUUCAUUUCUUCUUGCUAAGAAUAUCGAUUUAUCGAAUAAUAAGUUAACUUCUAUCGAUAAUUCACAUUUUUGGCAAAAUGCUGAAAAAAUUAAUCUAAGUGGAAAUCAGUUGACCAAUGUUACUGGAAUUGAGCAUGUUCUGAAAUUGUCUCAGCUCGAUAUAUCGAACAAUAAUAUUAAGGAUAUUGAUGAGUUGCAGAAUUUGAAAUUAUGCUCAAAUCUCUCAGUCGUUAACUUGAAUGGAAAUCCAAUUCAACAAGUAGAUAAUUGGCAAGAAUUGCUUAAAAAUAUUAGUUCAACAAUUAAAUUUAUUUAA